UUUGGUCGGAUUGUGGAAGGCACCAAAUUACAUUUAAAGUCGCCCGUUUCCCGAUAGCUGUGGGCGAUCACCAUGGAGAUGCAAAGGUGGUCUACCAGGUGGAAAACGAAACGGUGGCUGUGGGAUUCGACGCUAUCCGCUGCGCUCACGAUAACUUUAAUUCUGCAAGUUACCAAUGUCAGAGCAGCUGAACCGGUGGAUGUACUAAAGGUGCUAGACUUCAAGACCUCUCCUGAAGGAGUCCGGAAAACAACAGGCUUCUGCACAGUCCGAAGAGGAUCCAAACCGGAUAUCGCCUACCGAGUGGGGAAACAGGCUCAGAUCAGCACUCCGACCAAGCAGCUCUUCCCAGGAGGAGUUUUCCCAGAAGAUUUCUCUAUCAUGUUUACCAUAAAGCCCAAAACAGGCCUCCAGUCUUUCCUGCUGUCCGUGUACAAUGAGCAAGGUAUUCAGCAGCUUGGUGUGGAAGUCGGACGAGCCCCCGUUUUUCUGUACGAGGAUCAGCAUGGCAAGCCUGUCCCUGAGGAGUACCCCCUGUUCCGCUCCAUCAAUCUUGCUGAUGGCAAGUGGCAUCGUGUAGCCAUCAGUGUGGAGAAAAAGAGUGUCACCAUCAUUGUUGAUUGUAAGAAGAAGAUGACCAAGCCGCUCGGCCGAAGUGACCAGGCAGUCAUCAGCACAGAAGGCAUCACUGUCUUUGGCACCAGAAUCCUGGAUGAGGAAGUCUUUGAGGGUGACAUCCAGCAGCUGCUGAUAGUAGGUGAUCCCAGAGCUGCCUACGACUACUGUGAACACUACAGCCGUGACUGUGAAAGUCCAAACCACCACGACACCCCGCAGGCUCAGGAACCCAAACCCGAGUACGAUGAUUAUCCUGAGUUCGAUUACUACAGUGAAGGAGAGGUAUUCACAGACACCCCCCCAACUGAAGAAGUCAAAAUUGAGACUAUCGAGGGUGGAGACUAUUACACGGGUGAGUACGACUAUGCCACAGUGGAUGGAAGUCCACCAGAAACCGGAACAGAGACAACAGGCCAGAACUAUGACGGGGAAAUAGUCGAUGACUACAUCACUGGAGUCGAACAGGUCGGGGCGGACCCCACCGUUGCUGUGGAAACAGCUGCACCUGUGGAAACCAAAGAAAAAGUUGAUCCUGACGCUGAUGUUAACGAGUUUAAGGAAUACGAUGUGAAAGAGUACGACACCAAAGAGUUCGUGGAAAAGACGUAUGACUACGGCGACUAUGGCGAUUAUGGCGUCACUGAAGCCAAACCCACAUCCGCAGUAUACGAAGAAGAGUUCGGUCCCGGUGUUCCAGCAGAGACCGACAUCAGGGAGAGCAAUGUAGAAAGAGGUUACAGCUACCAGGGGGAAAAAGGGGAGAAGGGUGAGCCUGCUGUCAUUGAGCCAGGGAUGCUUAUACAAGGACCCCAAGGACCCCCCGGCCAAGAAGGUAUUCCUGGUACCCCAGGAUUACAGGGUCCACCAGGUUCCCCAGGUGAUCCUGGUGACAGGGGUCCUCCAGGGCGUCCUGGUCUUCCUGGUUCAGACGGUGUUCCUGGUCCUUCAGGUACCAUUCUGAUGCUUCCAUUCCGUGCAGGCGGGGAGGCGCACAAGGGACCUGUGGUUUCAGCUCAGGAAGCUCAGGCUCAGGCCAUCCUGUCUCAGGCUCGGCUGGCUAUGAGAGGCCCUCCAGGGCCGGCGGGCAUGACAGGCAGAUCUGGUCCCGUGGGAGGUCCUGGUGCUCCCGGACUCAAAGGCGAAAGUGGAGACUCUGGACCACAGGGACCCAGAGGUCUACAGGGUGCAACUGGUCCACCGGGAAAAGCAGGCAAGAGGGGACGGAAUGGAGCUGAUGGCGCAAGAGGAUUGCCAGGAGAACCAGGGAGCAAGGGUGAUCGUGGUUUUGAUGGCCUACCUGGUCUUCCUGGAGAAAAAGGGCAUAGAGGUGACCCAGGAUCUACAGGUCCUCCAGGACCUCCAGGAGAUGAUGGCCCAAGAGGUGAAGAUGGUCAGGUUGGACAGAGAGGUGUGGCUGGGGACAGUGGACCGAGAGGUUUGCUCGGCCCCAGAGGGUCUCCAGGUCCUGCAGGCCAGCGUGGUCUUCCUGGACUCGAUGGCCAAGCUGGUCCCAAAGGAAACAUGGGUCCACAAGGAGAACCAGGCCCCCCUGGUCAACAGGGUAUCCCGGGCCAAAAUGGUCUUGUCGGUCCUCAAGGUCCAAUCGGGCCUCCCGGUGAAAAAGGACCUCAAGGUAAACAAGGUCUGCAUGGUCUUCCUGGUGCUGAUGGUCCUCCUGGUCAUCCUGGCAAAGAGGGUCCUCCAGGCGAGAAAGGAGCAGUUGGUCUUACUGGUCCUAUGGGCGCCAUUGGUUACCCCGGACCUCGUGGUGUAAAAGGUGCUGAAGGCAUCAGAGGUCUUAAAGGUGGCAAAGGAGAAAAGGGUGAAGACGGAUUUCCUGGUUUCAAAGGUGACAUGGGUCUGAAGGGUGACAAGGGUGAGGUUGGCGUUCUAGGACCCAGAGGAGAGGAUGGCCCAGAGGGACCCAAGGGCAAGUCCGGACCCAACGGGGAAGCUGGUCCCAUGGGAUCAGCUGGAGAGAAGGGAAAACUUGGCGUCCCUGGGUUGCCUGGGUAUCCUGGAAGGCAAGGACCCAAGGGGUCCAACGGUUUCCCUGGAUUCCCAGGGGCAAAUGGCGAGAAAGGAGGACGGGGAAUUGCCGGCAAAUCUGGCCCUAGAGGGCAACGUGGCCCAACGGGUCCACGUGGUGGGCGUGGUGCUAGAGGACCAACAGGGAAACCAGGUGCAAAGGGAACCUCAGGCAAUGAUGGACCUCCUGGUCCACCAGGAGAGAGGGGACCUCAAGGACCGCAGGGGCCAGUCGGAUUCCCUGGUCCGAAAGGACCCAAUGGCCCACCAGGAAAAGACGGACUGCCCGGUCAUCCAGGACAGCGAGGAGAGACGGGUUUCCAAGGAAAGACGGGACCCCCAGGACCUGGAGGAGUGGUUGGACCACAGGGACCAACUGGAGAGACAGGACCCAGUGGAGAAAGAGGACAUCCCGGAUCUCCAGGUCCACCUGGUGAACAGGGUCUACCUGGAGCUGCUGGAAAAGAAGGUGGCAAGGGUGAUCCAGGCCCCCAUGGUGUUGCUGGCAAACCAGGUCCUGCUGGUCUGACGGGCUUCCACGGGGCAAGAGGUCUUCCAGGAGCCAUGGGUCCAGCUGGCUUAAAGGGAGGAGAAGGGCCACAGGGUCCCCCUGGCCCCAUAGGCUCUCCUGGAGAGAGAGGAGCUGCUGGCCCUGGAGGUCCCAUUGGACUGACAGGACGGAAUGGCCCCCAAGGACCACCAGGACCUGCUGGAGAAAAGGGAGCUCCUGGAGAAAAAGGUCCCAUGGGUCCCGCCGGUCGUGAUGGCAUUCAAGGUCCUGUUGGUCUUCCUGGUUCAGCUGGUCCUCAGGGCCCCCCUGGAGAGGACGGUGACAAGGGAGAAGUUGGUGGACCUGGACAGAAGGGAAGCAAAGGUGACAAGGGUGAACUCGGUCCACCCGGUCCCAGCGGUCUACAGGGUGUGGUCGGAGCUCCUGGUCCAGCUGGCAGUGACGGUGAGCCUGGACCCAGAGGGCAACAGGGUAUGUUUGGCCAGAAAGGAGAUGAAGGACCCAGAGGAUUCCCUGGUCUACCAGGACCUGUUGGACUGCAGGGUUUGCCCGGCCCUCCUGGUGAGAAGGGAGAGAAUGGAGAUGUUGGGCCGAUGGGUCCACCUGGCCCUCCUGGCCCCAGAGGUCCUCAGGGUCCAAGCGGAGCCAGUGGAGCUCAAGGUCCUCCAGGUGGUAUUGGAUCAGCCGGAGCUGUUGGAGAGAAAGGAGAGACUGGUGAGGCCGGCAACCCAGGACCAACUGGAGAGCCUGGUGUCGGAGGCGUGAGAGGAGAGGUUGGUGAGAAGGGAGAAACUGGACCUCCCGGAGCAGCCGGACCCCCUGGGGCCCGUGGAACCCCUGGAGAUGAUGGUCCUAAGGGUAACCCUGGCCCUGUCGGCUUCCCAGGAGACCCUGGACCCCCUGGUGAACCGGGUGCUGCUGGUAUUGAUGGCUUACCAGGUGACAAAGGUGAUGAUGGAGAGGCUGGUCAACCUGGCCCCCCAGGUCCAUCUGGUGAGGCUGGAGUACCAGGACCUCCUGGCAAACGGGGACCAGCUGGACCAGCAGGCCCAGAGGGCAGACAAGGAGAAAAGGGAUCAAAGGGUGAAGCUGGAGCAGAAGGGACUGUUGGAAAAACAGGACCUGUAGGACCUCAAGGGCCUGCUGGAAAGCCUGGUCCAGAGGGUCUGCGUGGCAUCCCUGGCCCUGUUGGUGAACAAGGACUCCCCGGUGCUUCAGGUCAAGAUGGCCCUCCUGGACCUCUUGGACCUCCUGGACUGCCUGGUAUGAAAGGUGACUCCGGCUCCAAGGGAGAGAAGGGUCACCCGGGUCUAAUUGGCCUGAUUGGACCCCCUGGUGAGCCCGGAGAAAAAGGAGACAGAGGUUUGCCCGGACCUCAGGGUGCUGCAGGAGCAAAGGGUGAUGCUGGUUUUGGUGGUCUUCAGGGUCCUCUGGGUCCUCCUGGUCCUCCUGGUCUACCAGGACCUCUAGGACAGAAAGGAUCCAAGGGAUCAUCUGGUUCCCCGGGUCAGAAGGGAGACACUGGAAUGAUUGGACCUCCUGGACCUCCUGGUCCACCUGGUGACAUCAUCCAGCCUCUGCCCAUACAGCAGUCUGGUAGAAAGACCAGACGGCACGCUGAGAUGCAGGGAGAUGAGGCGAUGGCAGACUAUGCUAUUGAUGGUAUGGAUGGAAUGGAAGAUAUAUUUGGAUCCCUCAAUAACCUCAAGCAAGACAUCGAGCGCAUGAAGUUCCCCAUGGGCACUCAAGACAAUCCUGCCAGGACCUGCAAUGACCUGCACCUCAGCCAGCCUGACUUCUCAGAUGGUGAAUACUGGAUUGAUCCAAACCAGGGAUGCAUCAGCGACACCAUCAAAGUCUUCUGUAACUUCACAGCGGGUGGAGAAACUUGCAUCUACCCAGAUAAGAAAUCCGCAGGAGUUAGAAUAUCCAACUGGCCCAAAGAGUCUCCAGGUUCAUGGUUCAGUGAAUUUAAACGGGGCAAAAUUCUGAACUACGUUGAUGUAGCAGAAAACUCCAUCAACACUGUGCAGAUGACCUUCCUCAAACUGCUGAGCUCCUCGGCGCGGCAGAACUUCACCUACAUUUGCCACCAGUCAGUGGCCUGGUACGACGCCAAGGGACGACAACUACGACAAGCACUCCGCUUUCUAGGAUCUAAUGAUGAGGAGAUGUCCUACGACAAUAACCCCUUCAUCAAAGCCCUGUUGGAUGGUUGCUCGGUGAAGCAUGGCUACUCUAAGACGGAGGAGAUCAACACUCCUCGCAUCGACCAGUUGCCCAUCAUUGACAUCAUGCUGAAUGACUUUGGGGACUCCAACCAGCGGUUUGGCUUUGAGGUCGGCCCCCGUCUGUUUACUCGGCUAGACACACCAUACUCCCCGCUGAAGGACAGGGUCAGAGGGCACGUCAAUAAACACCUGCACGCUGAGGACACGACAUUGUUUAUCUUCUCAACCGUGUGCUUUAAACCUGUGUUUUGUUUUCUUACCAAGAAGAGCCGCUCAAGCGCAGAAGAAGAGUGCCCUUUGGCCCCAGUCAUGGGAAGCGCCAACCAGGGGAUACUCCUCGCCUUGUAGGGCCAGAAUCACGUGACUUUAACUUAGUAAUGGGAGUUACAUCAGGAAAAAGGACAUUUGAUGCCGUGGCGGAUGGUGGCGCACUUUCAGCAACAGAGAGAGAAUCCGCUCCCCUUCGUCCUCUUUGUCCCCUUCGUCCCCUCACCUCCCACUCUCAACAAGCUGCCCCUCUAGAUGCUCCUGGUGCUGCUGUGAAUACAAACCACACAAGUGCUUUUGUGCAGAACCACAAAACACUCAAGGUGCUACAAAAAAGUGCUUUUUGAGAAACUGUAAUUAUAUUAUUAUUAUUAUUUUUGUACAAUAUUGUUUGAACCCACCCUAAAAAUUUGCAUGUGCCCCAACUCUUAAAAGUAUUGUUUAACAUACGCAGAAUAAAUUGCCAAUAAAUAUAUUUAUUUUUUCAGCACAAAUUUGGAUAAAACUGAAUGUCUUUUGAAAGGAAACAGUCAUUUGACAAAAGUCAAAAUUAUCAUUCUAAAAAGUAUUUUUUUGUUUUGUUUGUAAAUAAUAUGUUUCACGAUUUGACAUUGGUAUUGGAAAACUGGAACAACACUGAACUCGAUAAUCAUCCUUGCCUUUAUUUUCAUUCAUACUAGCUGGCAUGUCCAUUCAGAAUAUAAGCCAUAGUAAAGUGAUACGGUAAUAUAAAUGCUGCCCAAUUGCCAAAAAAAUACAAUAAGCAGUAACAGAGUCCCUUUUAUCCAGACGUCAGUCACAGUGUCAUUAAAAUGAGGAAAUACUGGCUGUACAAUAAUUUUUCAUUGACUACACCUUUUUUAACUAUAUAUGAGAAUGAAUCUUCAAAAAUCAAACUCUGUUGUUCAUUUUGUCUUUUAUUUUUAAUUCACACAAACACCUUGACAAUCAUUUUCGCUGUAACAAUGAACAAAUGUUUUGAUGUUUUUGGAUUGUUCCUUCAAAAUUAUAAAACUGGAUUUUGAAAAAUGGUG
Messenger RNA from Thalassophryne amazonica, 6689 nucleotides. RefSeq names its product collagen alpha-1(XI) chain-like. Gene Ontology annotation, molecular function: extracellular matrix structural constituent. NCBI's taxonomy places the organism in Eukaryota, Metazoa, Chordata, Actinopteri, Batrachoidiformes, Batrachoididae. The record is from RefSeq and is a predicted model, not a curated record.